Messenger RNA from Trichosurus vulpecula (common brushtail), 935 nucleotides. It is a transcript of the gene CCL5, whose product is annotated as C-C motif chemokine ligand 5. The transcript is spliced from 3 exons. Gene Ontology annotation, molecular function: chemokine activity; CCR chemokine receptor binding. NCBI's taxonomy places the organism in Eukaryota, Metazoa, Chordata, Mammalia, Diprotodontia, Phalangeridae. Gene Ontology annotation, cellular component: extracellular region. Bases 70 to 345 code for a protein of 91 amino acids. The record is from RefSeq and is a predicted model, not a curated record. Gene Ontology annotation, biological process: G protein-coupled receptor signaling pathway; cellular response to interleukin-1; cellular response to tumor necrosis factor.
AGAAAACAACAAGGCAGAAGGUCCUUCAGCUUGAUAUUUUCUCCUGCAGGGACGUGAGAAUCUUUCAUCAUGAAAGUCUUUGCAGGCCUCCUCACCAUCCUUCUUGUCACUGCCAUGCUCUACUCUCCAGUAUGCUCCUCCCCAUAUGCCUCAGACACCACGCCUUGCUGCUUCUCCUUCACCUCUCUACCACUUCCCCUGACCCAUGUCAAAGAAUAUUUCUAUACCAGCAGCAGAUGUGGCAACCAGGGUGUGGUCUUCAUCACCCGGAAAAACCGGCAGCUCUGUGCCAACCCUGAGAAGAAAUGGGUACGCAGUUACAUCAACUCCUUGGAGAUGAGCUAGAGAGGAGAGUCCCUUUGGCCUGGAAAUCCAGCUUCCCCACUCCUCAAAGCAUCCUACACAUGGCUUCCAAGCUGAUAGUCCUAAAGCCCAAGCCUGACUAUGUCACAGCCCAGCUCAAAGAAAACUUCGAUGGCUCUCUACUGCCCCUGGCAUCAAAAUACAACUUCCUUUGGGAUAGUUAAAGCCCUUCACAACCUGGCAUCAGCCUAUUUCUCCAGGACAGUUACAUAUCUCACUCCCUCUCAGGUACUCUAGCCAUGCUGGCCUGUACUUUUUCCCAGGUUGUCCAAGGCUACUGGAAUGCUCUCCACGCUCACUCCCAGUCCUUGGAAUUCUGACCUUCCUUCAAGGCUCCUCCCAAAUGCCACCUUCUCCAGGAAGCCUUCUGUGAUUCCUCCCCACCCACAUUAGUGCUUUCUGCCACCUCCCAAACCACUUUGUGCUUUUUGGUGUAUUUGUCUUGUGUUUACUUACUGAGAAUCUACGGUCUCCCUCCCCCAGGUCCUAUGGAAACUCCUUGAUGGGCAGACAUUGUUUUUGUAUUUGAAUCCCCAGUACCUAGCAGAGUACCUGCUUUGUAAUAAAUGCUU